AGUUUGUCUGUUUUCCUCUAUUUGUAUUUGCGACAUAACGUUCCGAAAUACGGCUGUGGCCACACUGAACUGUGCAGUUGUCAGAGGAAGGACAAAGAAAAGAAAACGUUUCUUAAAUGUUGAUCCGCUUUACUAAAACACCACAACUGAACAAGACGGAAGUGCGACAGGCAACCUUGUCUCUGACAUGGCCAACCCUUUAAAGGAGCAGGUUAUCAAGCUUUACAAGACUCUGCUGUAUCUUGGCCGUGAUUACCCCCAGGGAGCAGCUUACUUCAGAGGGCGCCUGAAGUCAGCUUUCAUGAAGAACAAAGACGAGAUGGACCCUGAAAAGAUCCAAAAGCUGGUCGCCCGAGGUGACUUUGUCAUCAAGGAACUGGAGGCCCUGUAUUUCCUCAGGAAAUAUCGAGCUAUGAAGAAGAGGUAUUUUGAUCCAGAAAAAAAAUCAGACUCAUAGACAGCUCCGGAUUAUUAUAAGUACACUUAUUAUUAAAUAUGUUAAAUAAUGCAACGCUUUGCAUUUUCCGAAACACGCCUUCAAAAAUAAGAUGAAGGCCACUUUACUCUGCAGAAAUGUAAUAAACCCUGUUGCCCUUCCGUCUAUUUUAUAGCAGAGUGAUAAUUAAUGAAGCUUUUACAGAAUGUGCUUUUAUUUUUUUAUUUCCAAGUUACGUCAAGUACGGUAAAUGCCAAUGGUUUUAAUCGUGAAUACUGUAAAUGUUUAUAACAUAGGUUUUCCAUUUCAACACUGAUGGAAGCCUAGAUAUCAGACUGACUGAAUUAUAUUGUACAAUGUAUUUUCAGUGUAUAUAUAUUUGUAAAUACAUAGUCAAUCUUCUUGAAGAGUGAAUGUACAUGACUAUGUACUAAUGCACUAUUAGAUAACCCUAAAAACAAGCAGUAUUUUCCAAGUGAUGCCUUGUGUCAUAAUAAAUAUUAUACAAUUCUUCACUGCCA
Messenger RNA from Eleginops maclovinus (Patagonian blennie), 957 nucleotides. RefSeq names its product LYR motif containing 5a (gene lyrm5a). Bases 188 to 457 code for a protein of 89 amino acids. Lineage: Eukaryota; Metazoa; Chordata; Actinopteri; Perciformes; Eleginopidae. Gene Ontology annotation, biological process: respiratory electron transport chain. The transcript is spliced from 3 exons. Gene Ontology annotation, cellular component: mitochondrion. The record is from RefSeq and is a predicted model, not a curated record.